Molecule: messenger RNA, 6066 nt
Organism: Achroia grisella
Lineage: Eukaryota; Metazoa; Arthropoda; Insecta; Lepidoptera; Pyralidae
Exons: 3
Coding region: 1-6066 (2021 amino acids)
Source: RefSeq, a predicted model, not a curated record
AUGAAAAAAAGCAAAGGUGUUUAUGUUACUAAACGUGAUAUCAAGGAAGAUAUCGAAUAUCAUUCACACGCAAACGGAAUAAUUCGUAAAGCAUCCCCUGAUAGCUAUGGUCAGACUUAUGACGUGGGGUGUCAAUUCGAUACAAAGCGCGAACGAGAUAACAUAAUUUGUACUGGUAAGAAUGUUCUGAGUAGACCACACGAGGUUAGAUAUUUCAGCGGAUACCCCAAGCAAAUAUAUACAUACCACAGAUCCAAAAGUUUUACUAAUAUUGGGAUUGGGAAUGUGACAACGUUUCAGAGAAAGAAAGUAAGGAAGAUAUAUUUGCCUGAGACUAACGCUAGAGGUGUGGGGAGUUCAGAUUUGUCAUCGUUUAUCAAUCGAAGAACAGGAUACCGUAACGGAAGCUGUUAUUAUGAUAAUAAAAGGACAUCCUCGAAGUGCGUUGGCUCCAUAAACGAACACACCACUACAUCUGUGGUGAAUAAAAACCUUUCACCUAUAUUGCAAACAAAAUCAGGCGCUACCAGUCCCAAAUUUCCAGCAGAAAGAACAAAAGAUAUCGAAGUAGGUAAUACUGCUCUAAAAUAUUUAGUAACAACUACAACGCAAGUAGAAGACAAAUAUGAGAAAAAGUUAUCAGAAAUAACACUUAAUAAUACUGAAGAUAGUUCUGUAUAUAAAAAAAUAUCUAAACAACAAAUUAAAGAGAAAAUAUUUAAAGAAAUUAUAACUAAAGCGGCAGUUGGUAAUGAUUUUUCUUCAGAUUCUUUAGUCCAACAGAUUCAUAAUUUUGAAAGGCCUAGUCAAGCUAAAGAAAGUCGAAUGCUGUUAUCAGAGUCCAUAGACCCUAUGGAAAAUAAACUGGAAAGGGAAUAUCGAAAAAUGUUUUCUGUUAAAAUAAAAGAACAUGGCUCGAAUAUCGAGAAUCCGAUUCCAGAUUUCAAAAGUGCAUCAUUACUACGGCGUCGAUUUGAAGCUUUGAGACGUGGAAUAGCUAAAAGGGAUGAAUCCAAAAAAAAUGCAGUUUUAAUGACUAAAGAAUUGAGUCAAAAUAGCGUCCCUAGUCGCAAGGAUGUAUCCAUAGCUUCAGAUCCACCCUCACUAGAAGCACGCUCUUAUUCUAAAACAAAAAUUUAUAGUCCUUUACCAUCUAGCUCCAAUGAGAAAAAAAUUGUAACAACUCCUAUUACAACGUAUAAGAAAUCUUUUAUAGACAGAAAAAAUAGGGACAGUAGAGAAUGGAUACACACAGAACAUAGUGAAGAGCACGGAGUUAAGGGAAUGUUUAAUCUGUGGGGAAAAAAGUUUAAUUUAGAAGAAGAAAGCAACACGAAAUUUUUUUCACCAGAAACUUCACACAUCACAAAGAAAAAACAAAAGGAACUACUACCUAAAAAAGUGGAAUUUGAAGAAAAGAAAGAAGGUAGAAAUUUCUUCUUUUUUAAAAAGAAAAGUAAGGAUAAAAUAAAGCAGCCGUACAAAUCCAAACAAGGGUUUACUGCUGGACGUUGUGAAGUUAAAGAUGGUUUAAUGAUAAAUAUAGGAGCUAACACCACAAUUUCGGAAGAGACAGAAAAAAACAAAAUUUGUAAUAAAGUUUCUGAGGACUACGAAGAUAUAUUAAGAAAAUCUUGGAUACGUAAAUUUUUAAGUAGAAGAAUUGAAUCUAAGAACAGUGUCCAAAUUAGAUGGAAUAACAAAAUGUAUGUUACAAGUAGUAAUACAGUUUUUGAACUAAUGGAUAAUGUUUACAAGCAAACAGGAAUUGUUUUAAAAUCCCGCAGUGAAAUUACAAGUAGUGACUCGACUUUCAACUCAUUUACUAAAGCUCAGGUUAAUUUCAAACAGAACAUUGAAGCGUGGAUGAUACCAAAGACAAUUCCUGACAGACCUAUAAAAAUCGUUAGUCUAACUGAAAAUAACAAUAAGAACAUAGAAGUAACAAUUUUAAAUAGGAAAUGGUUUAUAGAAAAAUCUGAAGCAUUUGCUCACAAAAUAGAAGUAGUCCUGCAAUCUAAAAAUAUUGUUAAAAUUAAUAAGGAUCCUAGUUCUGAAUAUUUAAGAAUUGAUAUUCCUAAGGGAUUUUUCUCAGAUUCAACUAGUGAUAGUGGAAAUACUCAAACCAGUAACGAAGAAGUAUACAAAAUUGUGGAAUAUGACACUCCCGAUUCCAAAACUGGUUUUAAAGUCUGUAAUAAGUUAGGAACUGAUGAAUGCUUAAACUCGACAAGAGAUAUGAAGGUUACAGUAAGCAUUAAAGAUAGCGAGGAUUUAGAAACGAAAAUUCUUGAUACUAUAAUAAAGAGACCGCCAAUCAAUAUAGAUGUUGCCCAAGGCAGUACGGGUACCACUGCUAAGAGAUGUGACGUUAUAGGCGUAGGAAUUAUUACACAAAGAGAAUUAAGGGAAAUCAAGAAACCCAUAUUAAAGUACCAAAAUAAAUACUGUGAUGUAGAAUCAGGACAUUCUAUCCAUGUCAAUCAAACAAAAUGUGAAUUUGCUAAAAGUUACUUGCAAGACUAUUAUCGUCAUUGGACGCCGUUGGGUAUAGAUUUAUUCUCAUGUGUCAGCGAAUCUCAUUUACUAUGUUGCUCUGAGAUCUCUUACACAAGUUUAAAAAAUCAAGGAGAUGCUUCAAAGUCAUGCCCAAACAUUUUUGAUGAUUACCAAGCAUCCACGAUGCUUUCAUCUGGCGGAACAUCAUCUUGCAGUCAAUGUCAAAUCUUUGAUGAACAACCUAUAGAUGACAAAUUUCCUUCCAAAUUCUUCAGCAAAUUUAAACGAGAAAAUAAGUCGGCAUCAUCAGAAAAUAAUGGUAAGAGAAUAUUACCUAAGGACUCUUUUGAAGUAUUCAGAAAAAGAAAAUUGUAUGCUGCAAGUAAUAAAUCUAGAUGGUCUUCUUGUGGUAACGAUAGUCCUUAUUCAAAACCAAGCAUAGAAGAUAAAGAAGCACAGAAUACGUUAGUCGAUUAUCCAAGACUGACAAAACUGUGCUGCAAACCUAGAAAAAAGGCGAGUCAGAAACAUGUAUCGUUACCCGAAUGCGAUGCUAUGAAUAAUUCGAUAGAUGCUCAAUUGUCGAAGAAAUUACCAGAAGGUAUUCUAAUAUUUAAAGGAUCUACUUGCGAAGUCUGCAAAAAGAAAAGUUCACAAUGCCCAAAACAUGCAACGAUUAACCCUACAUCUCGUGAAAUACCACAACCUCCUUGCAAAGAUUCGUGCCAGAAGAAAAAAAAUCCUGCAUGUUUGAAACCUAAUUCACCACCGUGCAAUGUAUCCACAGGUUCCCCGUUACAUUCACCUUCACGUAACAAUCCAUGUCCAAAAUCCCCUUCUACUUGUCAAAAGUCACCACAACCACAACUUCCUGUAAAAAAAUCUUCAUCUCCUUCAUGUAUACCUUCACUUCCGUGUCCACCGUCGCCUCUCUUACACGGAAGACGACCAGCAAUUUGUAAAAUACCAUCACUAGAUCCAACACAUAAAAAGCAAUCUAAAAUAUCUCCAUGUCCGCCGACGCCACCUAUGAUUUCACAGGCACAUCUACCGAAAUCAACUUCAGGUCGUAGUUUACCACCUUAUCAUCCAUUAUCUCCAACAAUAUCACCAAACCCUAUCAAAAAAGCUAAAAAGAAAAAGUCUGCAACAAAAUGUAAUGCCCAAUCACAAGUCGAUAAGAAACCAAUAUAUCCUUGUGACGAAUGUAUGAAAUUACCUAGUCAAGAAUUUCCUUGGCCUCUAAAAAAUCAAGUUUCUAACAAAUCUUCUUUAGAGAAUUGUAAAUUAACAAAAUUUUGCACACCAGCUUCAAAUAAUAUAGGUUCUACAAAACCAACUUCUAAGACAAAAUGCAAGCCAGGCUACCUUAACCUAAACUCGCCUCCGAAGCCUCGUUCGAAAACUAAAAUAUCUGGGAUAUUUUUAAAAAAAGAACCGUCGAAUAAAAACAGUAAUAGUAAUGAGUGUAUAAUCUCCCCUUCACAUGGCCAUAAUAAUUCAAAUUCUAAAGAGAAAAUCAUGAUACGGGUAAAGAAAGAAACGCCAAGUAUUAAAGCAAUACGAGAAGGUAUGAAUAUAAAAGUGCAGGAUGCUGACGGUAAAACACUAUACGAGAGAAGACAUUAUACUUGCGAAAAAUCUAAUAUGAACAGAUCCUCUAUUUUAGGUGAACCGUACAAAGAUUCUUGCGUUAAUAGAGUUGAAACGCCAAAUACAACUAACUUGCAGAUAGAACGGCAUAGUACGGGUAAUUUAGAAGACAAAAACAAUAUUGAUUUAGGUAAUCCAAAAAGUGAAGCAAGCGUUGCUAAUUUGAUAGAAAUAAAUUUCAAGUUAAAAGUUACGCAAGGCGAUAAAACCGCAGAGUUUAAUAUCGACAAUAACGGCGAAGGUGCCGAUAAACCGAAUGCGAAAAUCCAGUUAGCACAAACGCCACAAGAUGUUUUUAUUCUGAAUGAUGAUCGUCCGUCAUCGACUUCAGAUCUUAAUGCAAAAAAUGAUGUAAAUAUUCGAAUAGUGAUCAAGAAUUAUAAACAAAAACCCUAUAAAAGGUCUAAUGAACAGUGCCAUAUCAAUAAUGAAUAUUCUAAGAAAAUUUCUGAAAAGUUCCAUACAGUGUCUACGGGUUAUAGUGACAUACGAAAUCAACUCGAUAAUGUUUUUACUGUACAUAAAACAAAUACAGAUUUUACACCUUCAACUGACAAUUGCAAAAAUCGAAAACCAAGCGAAGAGAUAAUGAACCACAUGCUUACUAAUAAAUGGUCCAUUCCAUCAAUUACGAAUAAACAAGAAAACCCUAGUCUUAAACAAUUACAACCAGAAAAAGUUAUUAACAGCGAUACUGAACAGGUUAAAUAUAUAUUAAGUAAAACAGAAAGUGAAAAUAUGAGUGUAAAAAUAGACGAAGAAACUCAAGAGGAAAAAUCAGAGAUACGAACUUCUGCAACAAAUAUGAAUGAACAUACUAUAGAUAUGAAUGUUACGAGUGAUGAACUAAAUAUUUACAAUAAUAGUAAACCAGUGACUAAAGCAGAUAAAAAGGAAUUGUUAAAGAAAAUAUUUGAAAAGGCUAGCAAUGAGAAAGGAAAGAUAAAAGGUAGAAUGAAGCACUUAAGGAAUAUGCUGAAAUUAAUUUUGACUUCAGACAGCAGAGAUCACGAAGAAAUUACAAUUACUAGCAAUGAAUUAGUUAAAGACGUAACUUUUGCCUCUUUAAAACCUAAUUAUUUUAGAGACACGGAUAGUAUGAAUAAUUAUUAUAAAACUGACAGUACACCAGAAAUGUCAGAAAUGGAAAGUACAGUUAAACCUGUGUAUCCAUCAGAGGAGGAUACAGAGAGUAGUGAUAGCGACUCAUCAGACAAUUAUAGUAAUGAAGUAAAGGGAUGCCUUUGUAGUAAAGUAGCUGCAAAAUUAAAUAUGUGUAAAGAAACAAAUAUUGGCGGUGGAUGUUGCUGCCGAGGUGCUACGAAAAAAACAAAAACCAAUAAUGAAACUAACUGCGAUAUUAGAACUGAAGUAGAUCUGUUUUUGCUGAAUUACAAUACACCUGAACAUAUUGACGUAGAAACACAAAACUCUAAAAUGAGUAGUAAAGUGAAUAGCGUACAAAAUGUAAAAUCUAAAAAUACUAAUAAACUAAAACCAUCAAAGGAUUUAAGUAAUACAACAAUAAAAAGAAUAUUAUCUCCUAAUAUGAGUAUAUGCAGAAAGCAAUCAAAAAUAGCAAUGUUAAAUAAAAAAGCUGGUAUUUUUACCGAAGAAAAGAUUGAUGUAAAUAAAAAGUCUCAUGAUUAUAUACAAACAAAUAUAAUUAGGGAUUUUAAAAAAGAUAAGGCAAGAAAACGAAAUUUGACUGAGAAUAUAUCCAUACCUGCUGAUAUUUUACAAUCUUAUGAAACCAAAAAGGCAGUAUUGGAAAUUUAUGCAGAAAGAACAGUUUCUAAAAAAGAAGAACGUUUGGUGGCAAAACUUCCAAAGUUUAUCUAUGCGAAAGAAAGUGAUUUUGUAAGCAUAUAUGAUGAAAUUGUUUCAAGUCAGAAUAGUAUUCGCAAUAAAUAG